AAUUACAAAGAAACAAAAGAUCUUGAAGUAUUUAUGUAUGAACCAAUGGAUCUUGAAGCUCCUAUUUUAACUGGAAGACAAGCUCAUGUUAUAAUAAAAACAUUAAAACAAACAAAGCCUAUUUCAACCCAUUCAAUUCCAAUUCAUCUUAGAUAUCAUAAAGCUAGAAUUAAUGAUAUGUUUGAAAAAAACGUUAUCUUCCCACCUCCUGAAGUUUUCUUUAUUUGUGAUAAUUGUACUGAUAGUAGAAGUAUUGAACUAUUAAAAUAUCAUAAAAUUAAUGGUUAUUUUAAUACACCUAUCUCUUGUGGAACAAGUGACCCUUCUCAAUUUAUUUCACCAACUUGUAUUCCUCAAUUCUCUCAAUACACAGUACCUGUAGGACAACUUGAUGCAUUUGAAUCAGUAAUGAAAAUCACUCUUGGAACUACUUUAAUCGGUGCAAUUAUAAUUAUUGCAUUCGUUAUCAUUUUUUAA
This is a messenger RNA of Entamoeba dispar SAW760, 477 nucleotides long. RefSeq lists its product as uncharacterized. The record is from RefSeq and is a predicted model, not a curated record. The annotation marks the transcript as partial. Gene Ontology annotation, cellular component: endoplasmic reticulum membrane. Lineage: Eukaryota; Evosea; Mastigamoebida; Endamoebidae. The transcript has a single exon. Gene Ontology annotation, biological process: GPI anchor biosynthetic process.